Molecule: messenger RNA, 6427 nt
Organism: Elgaria multicarinata webbii
Lineage: Eukaryota; Metazoa; Chordata; Lepidosauria; Squamata; Anguidae
Gene: WTIP
Product: WT1 interacting protein
Exons: 8
Coding region: 1-1746 (581 amino acids)
Biological process (GO): positive regulation of miRNA-mediated gene silencing; response to hypoxia; negative regulation of hippo signaling
Cellular component (GO): nucleus; adherens junction; transcription regulator complex
Molecular function (GO): transcription corepressor activity
Source: RefSeq, a predicted model, not a curated record
AUGGAGAAGUACGAGGAGGGCUUGGUUAAAGCGAGCAAGCUGAUGGCCGAGCUGGCGCUCUACGACGAAGGGCUCGGCCGGCGGCGGCGGAGGGAGCAGCCCGCGGCGGAGCUGGACGGGCGGGCCAAGAGGCAGCUGAACGGCGGCGGGGGCUGCGCGCUGGGCCCUCCGCCGCCCUACCCGUCGGGGGAGGCGUUGUCGCUCCUCCCGCCGCCGCGCUCCCUGAACGGCGGCGGCGAGGACGGCCCGUGCCCGCGCUCCGAGGUGGCGCUGCCUUGCUACAAACGCUACUCGGCCGAGGGCUACCCGCGCGGCAAAGGCGGCGGCGGCGGCGGCGGCGGGGCCAGCCCGCGGACCUCGACGUGUUGCGGCCCGGAGGCGAGCUGCCGCGGCGGCGGCGGCGCCUUGGCCAGCCCGCGGGGCAGCGUGGUGGCGGCACCCGGGGCCGUCGAGGCGGCGCUCAGCCCGCGCUCCAGCUACGCCAGCACGGCCAGCGACACCAGCAAGCACUCCAGCCCGCGCGCCAGCCUCACCAGCUCGUCGGACGGCGGCGGCGGAGGCGGCAGCAAGCCGAGCAGCAACCGCACCAGCGGCAUCAGCAUGGGCUACGACCAGCGGCACAUCAGCCCGCGCUCCUCCUCGUCCUGCGCCGGAGAGCUGGAGGGGCCGGCGGCGCGCCACGGGCCGGCGGCGCCGGGGGGCGGCGGCGGCGGCGGCGGCGGCGGCGCGGCUCUGGUCAGCCCCCGCUCGAGCAUCUCCAGCCACAGCUCGCGCAGCUCCCGCGGCUCGACGGGCGCCUACCCGGAGCUCCAGCUGCCUUCGCCGCGGGCGUCGAUGCUGCCCGAGGACAGCCUGCUGCUGCUCGUGCCGUCCGCGGAGCCGAUGACGGACGGCUACCCGCGCCUGCACGCCCACUCCCCGGCGGCGCUGGGCCCCGACGCCGCGCUGCCCUUCGCCGCCGCCAAAGGGGCGGCCUCCAAGUUCCGCGUCCCCUACCAAGUGACGCCGUCCAGGGACAGUGGCCCCAGCCAGGUGGAGAGACGGCUGGAGGCGCUCACCCUGGAGCUGGAGAAGGAGCUGGAGAUGCACAUGAAGAAGGAGUACUUCGGUACUUGUAUCAAGUGCGGAAAGGGGGUAUAUGGGGCCAGCCAGGCUUGUCAAGCCAUGGGGAAUCUAUACCACACCAACUGCUUUACGUGCUGCUCUUGUGGGAGAAGAUUGCGAGGGAAGGCCUUCUACAAUGUCAAUGGAAAAGUCUACUGUGAAGAAGACUUCCUAUAUUCAGGUUUCCAGCAAACCGCAGACAAGUGCUUCAUUUGUGGACACCUCAUAAUGGAAAUGAUUUUGCAGGCCCUGGGGAAGUCCUACCACCCUGGCUGUUUCCGCUGUGUGGCGUGCAAUGAAUGCCUGGACGGCGUCCCGUUCACUGUAGACGUGGAGAACAAUAUCUACUGUGUCAAAGAUUAUCACACGGUUUUUGCACCAAAGUGUGCUUCCUGUAACCAGCCAAUUUUACCAGCACAGGGUUCCGAGGAGACCAUCCGGGUGGUGUCGAUGGACAGAGAUUACCACGUGGAAUGUUACCACUGUGAGGACUGUGGGCUGCAGCUCAAUGACGAGGAAGGCCGCCGUUGCUACCCUUUGGAGGGUCACCUGCUCUGCCACACCUGUCACAUUAGACGCCUCGGGAGGAAUGCGCCGCCACAUCCUCCCCCUGGGUACCCGAUGCACAUUACAGAACUCUGAGGCGUUUCCUCCCCAUCCAGUUGGGACCAGCAGAGAAGACGCUUUGAUGAGAGAAGAGCUUGACCGAUGACUCUUAUAAAAAAAGACAAUCGGCAAAGUUUAUUUAUUGCUUUGAAGACUGGGAAGAGAGGAGAGCCUCUCGGAGCGUGCGCCUGUGUUGCAUUUGCCUAAAAAAUUCCUCCCGAGACACCGGGUACUUGAAAAAGGAUGCGCGCCGUGCAGGUGUGGCUGGAAAGCAGCGGGCAUUUUUGAGCACUUUUGCUCCAAAGGGCCGUUGGUUCACCUUCGCUGGCUUCAGGUUUGCCCGAUGGUAGUUCCGGUUUCCACAAGAAUCUUAACCACCUGCAGCCAGGCUGCAGAGGAGCAAAGAUUCGUGCGGCCUUUUUACACUGGGUCUCCUUGCAGCCUGGCCAGAGACAAUUAAAAAUGGCUUCAGAAUGGCUUCAUUGCAGGAGACAAGAAGAUUGUUUUUUAGCGGGCAUCAGAUGGAAACACAGCUGAAAAGAAAGAUGUUCUUCGAUGUGGGAAUUGGCCUUUGUCUUUCCACCGUAGCUGAUUCCAUUCUGGUGCCAUGCAUUGCCAGCAAGAGAGGGGAGGAAGCCCAUUGUAGAAGGUUGUAUGAAAUGAGUGCAUUGGGAUUCAUACACACAGAGUUAUGUCCAGGGUGGGGUGGCGGGGAGGCGUAGAUCUUUGGAAUCCCUUGCUGGGGAAAGGAGUAGCAGUUUUGGGUGCCUGUCUGUUUGCUAAUGGGGAUGGGACAGGACACAGACACAACAUAGUGGAAGGUUGCAAGGCUGGCUCAGAAGAUUGAUACCUCAUAGCUGUCUGGAGCCUGGCAGGGGACUAUAUAGUUAUGGGUACAGUUGCUUAAAACCGCUCCAUUGGUGUAGAGCAGCCUUCUCUAGUCCCGUACCGUCCAGACAUGUUGGACUACAGUGCCCACAACGCAGCCCAGCACAUCUGGAGGGCAGCAGAUUGAGAAGGCUGUUUUAGAGGGGUGCAGAAGCGCCAAGGGCUACCUGGGAGCGGAAAUGCUGCAGGGGCUGCCCAGGCUGCUCACUGGGUCCCAGUGAGAGAAGCGCCAAGUAAUGGCAGCCCCCUGGUGCUGUGUCUCGUUGGUCACCGGAAUUGCGUCUCUCCCUGGGCACUUUGCCCUUGCAGCCUUCGCAAGCGGCGCAUGAACAACGAGGGGCUUCCCAGGCAGCCUUUAUCAUUCUCCUGGUUUUGGGCACCUCACAAAGUAGCUUGUUUUAAAAACUGUUUCUGCAAAUAACUCCAGCGCUCCUGGCUAUGCCAAAUUCUACUUGUUUCGCAAUUGUGCAAGAUCUGUAUGUCUUCGUUUUGUUUUAAAGGGCAUCAGAUUUAUGGUGUGGCUUCAGUGGCAGAUGUCUUUUCCCUUAGGUCUUCUUGAACUGGCUUCCUCCAUACUGUAUUUUUACAACUCAGCUUUUGAUCAGCCCAACUCUGGAUGCCAAAUUAAUGAUAUUGAAAUCCACAGCAUUUUUAUAUCAAUUUCAUAUCCAAAUACUUAAAAGGAUCUUUGAACAGAACAGAACAGUUUUCCAAUUGGUCCUGUGCCAUUGCUCCAUUUACUUUGAAGGCCUCAAAACAUUUUUUUCCAGGCUCAUGAGAAGAUGGGUUUGUGCCUUGUUUAAUAAGGGACAUCUGGGGGGAGGUUACAUCCAGUGGUGUCAUCCCAGUAGCAGGAAGCUUCUGCCACUGGCGGAGGCCCUUUUUUAUCCUUGUGCAAGUGUCAGAUCCAAUACUUUGAUUCUGCUUGCACCAGCUGUUUCACAAGCUGUUGUGCAAAUCGUGGAACAAGGCAUUUUACAACUUCGUUAGUCUAGAUGUUGCUUCUGCUAAUUGUGCUAGUUCUGGGUUAUAUCCAGUGUUAUGAGAGUGGAAGAAUUAAUUUUAAAUGUUUUAAUCUUUUGUAAACUGCCCAGAGAGCUUUGGUUAUGGGGCGGUAUAGAAAUGUAAUAAAAUAAUAGUAAUAAUAACAACAACACAGAUUGGCGUUGAUCUGCUAAUGAUUGUACAAGUGCUAUCAGAACUAGCCCAACUAGCAUAAGCAACACCUAGUCUUAAUGAGUGAGUUGUGCAACAUCUUGUACAACAAUUUGCAGAACAGCUUGCGUAAUGGCUUGUGCAACACCUCGCACAAGCAGAAUCAAAGUAUUGGAUAGGACACUUGCAUAAGGAUAAAACUGGAUUUCCACAAACAGCAGCAUCUUUGCACUAGCAGAAUGACACAACUGGGAACAACCCCGGAUCUCAAGAAACAGGUUCAAAUGUAUAGUGAGAGAAAGAGAGAGAGAGCGCUAAUUUGCACCAUUUGGUAAUAUGAGCGGACAACUGAGGGAAGCAUGUGGCAGAAAAAUAUCCAUCAGGAUUUAGCCUCAUGAGACUUUACCCAUAGCCUAUCCAGGGGCAAUUUUGUAACCCAGAGAUUUCCUUGAAAUCCUAGCAAAAGUAUCAAAUAGGAAAAAUGUGUUUUAUAAAAGGAGCUGGCGGUCCAUAGAAUGUAUACAUUUUUCCUGUUGCCUGAGCUUUUAAAAAUCCUCAGAACUCUGGAAUGUAGUCUGUAUAGGAAGUCAGAUUAUCUUGGUGUUCAGUUUGUUUGUUUUAAAUGUCAGAUUAUCAGUUGCCUGUUGGAGGCACAUGGCUGUUGUUACAACUCUCUGCAGCCGCAUAAGAAUUAACCAGCCUUAAGCAUGUUUUAUUAAUUCCUUAACUUAAUGGGCCUUAAAUGGUUUUAACGUCCUUUUGCUGUUGAGACUUUUCUGCUGUGAACAGUUGGUGCACCAAUAAUUUCAGCAAAACUACACCCAAAUGGGAAUUUGAUGCUUUUGUUUUAAAGCUGCCAAGAAUAACAACCAAGUAUAACAGCAGUUCCAUGAUUAGACUGCAACUCAUGUUGAAUUCCCCAAAAUGUUUUAUUUUGGAAUUAUAUGGGAAAAUACACAUUUCUGCAAAAAAACACUACAGGAGUGUCCUGCAAUGAUGAGAUUUUUCUCCUUUUUACUUUUCAAAAUACUGCAAGGAUACAGAAUAUAGCUGUGCUCACUCCAGCAACGAAGGAGUGCGGCCAUUCCGAAUUACUUCUGAACCUAUGUAGGAUGUGGUUUGUCGGGCCCACAAGGUGAUAUGGGUGGUAGGCGCUGCCCUGAGGCCUCCUGAAUUUCUGGAGCCUGCUGCAGGUGGGAAGGAGAGAGCCCACUUCGCAAGCAAUUCUUAAAUCUGGAUUUUUAAUAGUCUUUCUGCCACCCCACACACCUUCCCCAUGAUCAAACCAUCCCAGAAUAUAUGGCAUUGUUUUGAAAACAAUGCUGGGCGGAUAAAAUCUAGGACUGAAGAAAAUGUCGCAUUAAUUCCAGUGUCUUCACUGUUUCAGUAGCAAACUUGUCAGUUCCUGUUUCUGCCUUAAUCUUCAGUGCACAGCACAAAAUCUAAAAUAUGUACAUACACUAUGGUCUUUCAGACUGUCAUCCUUUUAGAACAGAAUAUUCACUUGUUUAAAAACUUCCCAUUUUUUCCCUACACGGAUCCAUAUAUUUGUCUACACACUGAAAGUUUUAUUUCUAGCAAUGAUAAGUUUGUUCCAACCAGAACAUAACUGUUGGUUGUCAUUUCCUUGUUUUCCCACAGAAAGUAGAAUUUGAUCACAGCUCAGUGGGGUCCUGGCUUACCAACUCCUCUUUUCGUCUUCAACAAAGGGGCUUGUUUGGGUAUUCUUAGUUAUUCUAUUAAGGAGAAAGCAGCCAGAACGGUACAUGCAGCAACUCUCAAACGGCCAUGUGCUUCCAAGACAAGAAACAUUUUACCACUUGUCUUCGUAAAAUAAAGAGAGAGAAACACCUUCAAGUUGAGGGAGGGAUUGUAGCUAAGCCUUAGACUACUUGCUUUGCACGCAGAAGGUCCCCGAGUCAGGUGGCAGGACAGGGCUUUCUCCUCCCCAGACCCAGGCGAGGUGCUGCCCAUCAGGUAGACAAGCCUUCCCCAACCUGAUGCCUUCUGGGUGUGUUGGACUAUGAUUCCCAUCAUCCACAGGCAGCACAGCCAAUUAAUAUAGAAUUGCUUUCCCACCCACUCCAAAAGAGGGUGCGCAUUUCAAAACUCAGAAUUUCAGUAAGUCCAAGAAUGGAUGGAGGAGCUCAGUGAAGUUCAACCAACGCUCUAAAGAAGGCAUUCAAAAGCGGCUUUCUUAUGCCCCAAGAAGAGUAUGUGAUUCAUCGUGCAACUAAUGCCGUAACUAGAGUAUAUAAUUUGACUUAAAUUAAGUUUUUUUUCUUGAGAAAUAUUUUCAUUUUCUUUAAAAGAAUAUAGUUUUCUUCCAAGAACUUGGACCAAUGUUGAUUUUUAUUUUGUAGGAAAUAUAUAAAUGCCCAAUUUGUAUAUUAUGUGUCUAGUUUACAUGCUGCAAAUGUGUUAGUUUAACCAUGAUUGUAUAUAUCCUUCUAAAACCUCUGGCCUUUUAGUGCAUAGAUUGACUUGUCAGGAUUUUGUAUUGUCAUUUGGUUUCCUUGAUUGUCAAAGAAUAAAAGUUGGGAAAUGUAGAUUUAUUUAUCUAAAGAAGAAGCGACUUGCUCUCGUCCUAAGUUAUUUUAAUAUUAAAAGUCAGAAUUUCAUUUAACCUUAGAUGUUAUAAUCUGCUUUUUUCAAUAAAGACAUUUUGUAGUUA